This is a messenger RNA of Daldinia childiae, 564 nucleotides long. Its product is annotated as 60S ribosome subunit biogenesis protein NIP7. Gene Ontology annotation, biological process: ribosomal large subunit biogenesis; ribosome assembly. Gene Ontology annotation, cellular component: nucleolus; preribosome, large subunit precursor; nucleus. Gene Ontology annotation, molecular function: RNA binding. Bases 1 to 564 code for a protein of 187 amino acids. The transcript has 2 exons. Lineage: Eukaryota; Fungi; Ascomycota; Sordariomycetes; Xylariales; Hypoxylaceae. The record is from RefSeq and is a predicted model, not a curated record.
AUGCGACAGCUUACAGAACAAGAAACGAAAACGCUUUUCGAGAAGCUGGCCAAUUAUACAGGAAACUCGUUAAAGAACCUAAUUGCGCCGCUCGACGACUCGCCCGACGCCGAUCGCUAUGUUUUCCGUCUGAAUCGCGAUAGAGUAUACUAUGUCCUACUCUCCGUCGCCAACUUAGCUACAUCGAUAUCAAGGGAUCAUCUUGGGUCACUGGGUAUCUGCUUAGGCAAGUUUAGCAAGACCGGAAAAUUCAGGUUACACAUAACAGCGCUGCCUAUCUUAGCCGAGCAUGCGCGGUACAAGCUGUGGAUCAAGCCCAAUGGCGAGAUGCCCUUCCUUUACGGCGGCAAUGUCGUCAAAGCUCAUGUCGGUCGCUGGUCUGAUGACUGCCCUAGCCACCAAGGUAUCGUCGUCUACAAUAUGUCCGAUACGCCCCUCGGCUUCGGUGUCACCGCCCGCAGUACCGUCGAGGCCCGACGCCUCGAUCCAACCGGCAUCGUAUGUUUCAGACAGGCCGACUGUGGCGAGUAUCUCCGAGACGAAGACACCCUGUUCGCGAGCUGA